Messenger RNA from Sclerotinia borealis F-4128, 1566 nucleotides. The record is from the annotation of a GenBank genome assembly. Lineage: Eukaryota; Fungi; Ascomycota; Leotiomycetes; Helotiales; Sclerotiniaceae.
AUGUCGGACCUCAAUGGAAUGGUUGACCCAAGGAUCUUUGAAGAUUUACAAACCAAGAUUGAUGAAGAUGCGGAAGUAAGAGAUCAAAUCAAAGCUAUCUUACAAACAUUGGAGAGACAAUGUAGAAAUGCUCAAUCGGUUUUAUCUCGAGCACAUUCAACACCAGCUGCUCACUUGCAGCCUGUCCUUGAGUCUGCAGAGAGAGCUAUAAAAGAGGAGGCUGAGAGUAUUCAAAAGCUCGCAAGCGUAGCUUCAAAUUAUCCAUAUUACAAGUAUAAUGGAAGUUGGACCAGAGAUGUGCAGAAUGUGAUCUUUGCCGUCCUUCUCUGCGGAUGGCUUGGUGGUUUGAACAAGGAUGAAAAGUCGGUUGAGUCUGGAAGACUUCUCACGAUUGAGGAAGUAGGAGAGAUUCUUCAAGUCCCAGUUAAUCUUAAAGACCGAGACGCGUUCCAUAUCAGCAUCGAAGAAUAUCUCCUCUCCCUCAUUUCCUUGAUCGAAGAGCUUUCGCGACUAGCUAUCAAUUCCGUUACUCUUGGAGAUUACCAAAGACCACUACAAAUCAGUCAGUUCGUCAAGGACUUACAUGCGGGAUUCCAGAUCUUGAAUCUGAAGAAUGAUGUCUUGAGAAGAAGAAGCGAUAGCAUCAAGUAUAAUGUGAAGAAGAUUGAGGAUAUUGAUGAAGUGUUGAAAUACUGCUUGGACGGGUUUUCGAUAUCAGAAGAUGGGAACUGGACGGUUGCUGCUGUUGCAUAUGUUACGAGCUAUGGCAGAAAAGCUCCCAAACACGAAGCUCAUAAUCCCAAAAUCAAAUUCUUGCAAUUGACAACACCAGAACCCGAAAUGCCACCAAUCGAUCCCAUCACCAUGUCCGGCAUCAGUCCAGUUUCCGGCGAUACCUCCAAACCCAAAUCACUACCCACGGAUAUGCUACCUUCUGACAUAGCGCGUAUCUUCACACACAUCCAGCCUGCCAUUCUUCUCUCGGCGUACUAUUUCCGAUUCUCUGCCUUGGUUGCCGACCCUGUGCCUACACUCUUGCACUCGCUAUUACCUGUCGCUAUUUUGCAGGUGGCUUAUGCCGCACUCUGUUUACCGGCUUCGGGGUCGAAUAUGGCGAGGAAAUUGAAGCCGGGGGAGAAGAGAAAGGGCGUAGAGGGUGGGGAGGCUAAUCAUAAAAUAUUCACAACCAUAUUCGCGCUCAUCCUAACAGCCACCGCCGUACCCGCCAUCACCGCCCUACAAAUCCUAUUCGGCGCUCCCUUCACGACACACAUCGAGCACACGAUCCUCUCAUCCGCACAUAUAUCUCUGCUAGCACUCUUUCCCCUCUUCUACAUCCAAGGCAUGGAUUCGGUGCGAUGGCUCGAAGUGGCAUCGUUGUAUGCGCCGAUGGAUGAGGUUUUCGGUGCAGCGUUGGGAUGUGCGUUGGGUGCGUGGUUGGGCGCAGUACCGAUUCCCCUGGAUUGGGAUCGCGAGUGGCAGAGGUGGCCGGUGACGGUGGUGACGGGUGCGUUUGCUGGAGAGGUAUCGGACAUAGUCGCAUUGGCAUGGGCGUAUGGGAACUAA